UUGCAACGUUCGGAAAACCUUUCAAAUUUCAAGUGGCUUUUAACAAUCAAACAAAUCCGAAAUUCCAACGGUCAUAUCUGCUCGUCUCGUUCCUUCGCUUCCAAAUUUCCGCGCCUUCAGUCACAGAUUCAACUGCAAUUUUACUCCAUUGAAAUGGAUAGCAAGCUCUCUGCAUCUACAAUGUUCUCAAAGUCGGAUGAAAACAAUCAAAAUUAUCCUCCAUCGAUCGUCAAUUUGGACCCAAGGAAAUCAGGGGAGACGGAAAAGAGUGCGAAGAAGGUCUUAACUGAACGAAAUAAGGCCAUGGAUUUGAAAUCCGGCGAUAACCCUUUGUCGGAAAUUGCAAAAUUCGAUCCCUCUUUUUGUCAAGUGGAUUCUGGUAGUCGAGGUAAUUCUAUGUCUCAGACCAGAUUGUUAUCAUCUCGAGUUUCGGAUUUUGACGGCGAUGAGAAGAAUUCUGUGGCGGCGUAUGAUCCGUUAACAAAUUAUCUCUCUCCCAGACCUAAAUUUCUAAGAUACAAACCAAGUAGACGACGGGAGAUCUUUUUUCGUCAACAAAACGAUGGAGCAGCAGAAAUCUUGGUUUCUCCCACUCCAUCUUCUGAAGAAGAAACUGGAAAGGGAAAGAUGGAGGAUAUUGAGGGGGAAUGCUGCGAAAUUGAUGAAGAAAUUGAAGAUGAAGGCGAGGGAGAUGGGACUGUGAAAGGUUUACUUAAAUUCUUGCUCACUAUCGCAGGUUUGGUUUUGUCAACCUUGUAUAUCACUUCCAUGAACACGCCCACACCUUCCUUUGAAGUUUCGAGGAUUUUCAGAUCUGGGUUUUGCCCAAUUUUGAAUCACACUGAUGAAUUUGGUGGCUCCAACUUAGUAAUAGAAACCCUGAGUGCAAAAGGAAGUAAUCUUUGGGAUGAAGAAGUAACGGAGGCUACUUCAAACAUGAAUCCGGAAGGUGUAGGCCAAUUUAUUCAUCAGGAAGAUGCGAAAAAUGUUGGUUUUUUGGAAGAAACUGAGAUGUUAAAUGGUGAGAAUGAAUAUGGAAAUUUGGAAAAAGUAGAAGAUCCUGAACAAGUAGAAGAAGUUGUAGAGAAAUCUCAAGCUGGGCCUGGGGGAACUAUGGCCGACGAGAUGACUGAAGGUGAAGAAAAUGAAGUUGAAUUCUCAGAGCUAAUAGUUGAAGAUGAUGGUAAUCAAGAAAAAAGAAAAGAAAACGACGAAUCUAUUCAAGCUUCAAAGCCAUCCAUUCUUAAUGGAUUUGACCAAGACAACUUGUUGUCUGACAUUUUAGUUGCUGUUGGAAAUGAGUACACUCCCAAACAGGAGGAGGUUUUUGAAAUGGAAGAAGUUGGAGAUUGGGAAAUGGUUGAGAGCAACAAGGGGGAAGCCGAGAGUUCUGUGCGCGAGGCAAGUAAAAGCACCAUUUGGGAGAGAACAGCCAAUGUCAUAUCCAGUUUUGUUGAAGACUUGGAGAAACUGAAGUCUGAACUUGUUGAACUUAUGCACACUGAAACUGAGUCUGUGCUUAAGGUUAUACUUGGACUUUCAGUAUCGUCUGCAAUCUUAACUUGUCUGGUCUUGUCUUUCCAAUUUAAGAAGAAGAAAGUUGACAAGAAAGUACCCACCAUUUCUGCAAGUGUAACGCCAUCUUUGUUGCAGUCUCCAGUUGUAGAAGCUGAGAAAAUUAUUACAAGGGAGCCGCCUUCGCCUUCGCGUUCACCUUCAACGAUUAAGCCUACUUGUGUUGUUGACAAAUCAAACCAUGAGCAUAUUGGGAAUGUUGAUUCCUUCAAAAUGCUGUCAUCUUCUAUCCAUUCAAGAGAUGAAGUGGAGAGUUCUAAAGAAUUAUACCACCAUGAAGCUCCAACAGUUCAGUUUCUUGGUGAGAUCGUAGUUGGAGGUAUGAGCAACUCUCUUAAGAACAGAAGUGGCUUGAAGAACAGGAUGAUUGAGGCAGAGGACAGUAGUUUUCAUGCUUCUGUUGAACAGAAACCAGUGAGCAAGAAUAUGAAUUCCGGACCCGAGGAAGCUUUGUCAGAAUUCUCUACCACGAGUUCCCCAUCCUAUGGAAGCACCAUCACUAAGAAGAAAGCUGUCAAAAAAGAGGUGAGAGGAGACGAAGAAGUGAAGUCGAUCCCAACUCCAGUGAGAAGAUCAUCCAGAAUUCGAAACCGUAUCGUUUCUCCAUAAAACUUCAUUGUCAUAUCAUGCUCUUCUACUUUCUAACAUCACUUAGCAUUGGAACAGCAUCCUCUGUUCAUAUUUUUCCUUUUGUUCCACUAGUACUCUUAAAAUUCCAGACUUCAUAACUGACAGUCAUUUAGAUGAAUUUCUCUCUUAACUGAUAGAGAGAUACAGAGUUUAGUGGUGUUAUUAUUAUCCAUUCCUCUUUUUGGAUCAAACAUCUGAAGUGAAUAAUAGUUUAGAUCAAACAUCUUGURUUUGGUGUUUUGAAAGACAAAUAAGACGUGGGAUUCUAAAAUAAUUGAAUGAA
Molecule: messenger RNA, 2488 nt
Organism: Momordica charantia (bitter melon)
Lineage: Eukaryota; Viridiplantae; Streptophyta; Magnoliopsida; Cucurbitales; Cucurbitaceae
Source: RefSeq, a predicted model, not a curated record